UCCCUCUCUCGCUAUCUCUCCUUCCAUAGACGUUUAUCUCUAUCUAUUGACAUACUCAAUUUUUGCAUUUAGCAUUUAAUUGCUCACAAAAAUAAUAUGAAAAUUGGCAUCGUGUGCUUAAUGAGCAUCCUGACGACAGUCAAAGCGCAAUAUUCUUUGAAUCGUUUGGAAAACCGUAGACACUGUUCUAUACCAAAAAUAUUGCAGGGAUCAUGGUUUUCAUGGGAAACUGGUUUACCUACGCAGUACGUGAUCGAUGCUACAUCCAUGUCAAGGCGUGGUUAUUGCAUUGACAUGCAGAAACAACAAAGUGAUGAAUAUUUGUUUGUCUUUAAAGAAAGAACAGUGGAUUGUUUCCACUGCGUGAAAACCUUCGUCAGAACUUUAAAUGUGUUUGAGAAAUACGAAGGUCCAUGUGUGUCGUUACCUCCCGGUACUGAGCCUACUGUGGAAAAUGUUUGCAAAGGAAUUAAAGCGGAUCAGCAAUUGAUUACUUUGUUUAAUGAAAAUUUUGUGCCAAUAAAUUGCCGUAGUUCGCUGGAAGGUGUUUGGCAUUUUACAUAUCAAAAUCGUUUCCGUUUUACAGGCGUUUGUAAUAAACCGUACGCUCGUAUACAAUCUUGCCAAACGGCAGGCACGCAGUUUCUAAUACAAAAUCAAAAAUUUAACAUUACCUAUCAACAGUGUGAGGGAAUGGACGGAACAUUUAGCGGUACCGUAGAGUAUAGCUGCUUAGGUGAUUGGUUUGUGGGUAAAAAUCAUUACUUUGCCGUGGCUAAUACGAAGGAGUCGCGAAAAGAUGAGAAAUAUCGUUGUUUCCUUAAAAAUCGUGAUGAUGAUUUAUAUAUAGGUGUGUCCAUAACCGCGGAAUGUAAUACUUUGAAGACGCCUGAAAAUUCGCCGGAACGUUUAAAUCUUACGCCCGUCAAGGCAGAAUACGUAGAACCUGGUUGCACGCUACCACAAAAUUUUACCGGUGAAUGGGUUAAUACGGCGAAUAUUGAUGCCGAUGUAAUUAUUAGUGAAACACAUAUUAACGAAACCUAUUAUCCCGACAAGGCUCGUUACAGGCGAACGAUUUAUGUUUGUCGAGAACGUCGUGGGAAUCGUGUUAUGAUGGCCCGUCUUACUGUGGACGGCUGCCAAAAAGAUUAUGUCUGCUUUGACUUUAUGCCUCGUCAUCAUAAUGUUAUACGUUACCGUAAAGGUUUGGCUGUGAUUAAAGAUGAUUUCAGCACUGUAUGCUCAUGGGUACAAUUUAAUAAUGCUGAAGACUGGUUAUAUGAUUUAUUUUUGGCCAAAAAUCCAGCACCCGUGCGAUGCCCAGUGGCGGGCAAAUUUAAUUUCACUCAACGCGGAGAGCACCCGUUUAAGACUCGGAUAUUAGGUGGCGUUACUUUAAGCCCGCGUCCUCUUAUUUAUUGCAAAGAGAAUAUCUCCGAUUUAUCAGUAUGCGAUACGGAUCAAAAAGAGUUGGCCGUUGAUGAAAACUAUUGUCUGUCCGUUGAUCACUUAGGACGUCCAGACGACAUUUACAGCGACCCCGAUUAUCGUAUGAAAUGUAUUGGUUUUUGGAAAGAAAAUCUCAAAUCAUAUUUAAUAACUUAUGAUGAUUUAGAUCCUCUUUCGAAAUAUCGUUGUUGGGUUUACCAGCGAGCUGAUUUAAAUCGUGUGCUUAUGUCGCAAGCUGUUGGAGCAUUUUGUAAACUAAAUCAAGAUGUUACAUCUUGGAAUCAUACAGAAGGCGCCGCUGUCGCCAUUGAUGCCAUUGAAUAUGAACGUGAACGUGACGAUUGCCCGAUGUAUUUUGAUGAUGGCCAAGAUCCCUGGCGUCUCUCGGAUGCUGCCAAUAUUAUAUUUGAUUGGAAUUUGUAUAAAGCCGGAUCAAAUCGUUUACAUAGUCUAAUUACUUCUCCUGAGUUACUUAUAUUGUACAUAAGCUUUUUAUAUACCAAUUUUUAGAUAGUUUUCAUUCUUAAUUCCAUUCCACUUUUUUAAAAAGUAAGUGAAACAAAAGUUUAACAAAAAACCAUGCAUUCUUAAAAGAAAUCCGUCCACAGAAUGCAUGCGUUUUAAAAAAAUGUGUCCAAAGUGUCUUAUUAGCAUUAUUAAGAAAAACAAUUCCGUCCUCAUGAGCGAACAAACACAAAAAAAGA
Molecule: messenger RNA, 2156 nt
Organism: Glossina fuscipes
Lineage: Eukaryota; Metazoa; Arthropoda; Insecta; Diptera; Glossinidae
Gene: udt
Exons: 9
Coding region: 97-1962 (621 amino acids)
Source: RefSeq, a predicted model, not a curated record